Mizuhopecten yessoensis (Yesso scallop) is the source of this 2344-nucleotide messenger RNA. RefSeq names its product FAD-linked sulfhydryl oxidase ALR-like. The transcript is spliced from 4 exons. Gene Ontology annotation, cellular component: mitochondrion. The record is from RefSeq and is a predicted model, not a curated record. Lineage: Eukaryota; Metazoa; Mollusca; Bivalvia; Pectinida; Pectinidae. The coding region runs from base 134 to 619 and encodes 161 amino acids. Gene Ontology annotation, molecular function: flavin adenine dinucleotide binding; flavin-dependent sulfhydryl oxidase activity.
CUGUUUUCUUCAAACGACCAAAUCGUCCAAGAAGCACUCGAAAUUCAUCAUAGACAAUACGUUUGGUCGCCAUUUUGAGGCAAUUUUGGCGUUAACGACAACCUGUAAAAAGAUUUCACUUAGCACAUUAAAGAUGGCUGCUUCCAUGGACGACUUCAUGUCGGGGCAUGGUAAACCUAAACCAUGCAGAGCGUGUACUGACUUCGAUUCAUACAUUGAUCAAUAUAUGACAGAAAGGAAACUUCCAAAAACGAUGAAAGCAAAACUUAAAAAUGACCUUCAGUGUCCACUGGAUAAAAAUGACCUUGGCCGGAAUACCUGGUCAUUUCUCCAUACAAUGGCAGCAUACUUUCCAGAUAAACCAAGCUCAACACAUCAGUCAGAAAUGAAGCAGUUUAUCAACUUAUUCUCCAAAUUCUACCCGUGUGAUUACUGUGCUGAGGAUCUUAGAGUAGAGUUGAAGACUAACCAGCCAGACACAAAAAGCCAGCAUUCACUUUCCCAAUGGCUGUGUAGGUUACACAACAAUGUUAACGUUAAAAUUGGAAAACCAGAAUUUGACUGUUCCAAAGUUAAUGAACGAUGGCGAGAUGGUUGGAAGGACGGUAGCUGUGGCUGACUUUUAUUGAAAUUGAAAUGUAUAACAUUUUAAUGUGAGGUCAUAUUUGACUGGGAAGACUGUCUUUUGUAUUAACUGUCUAAAUAUUAUAUAUACCACUGAGGAACUGGUAUCUAGGAUUCAUUUGUAAAAGUUUACAGUAAGUGAGGUGAGAAUCAUUCUUUUAAUAUAUUAUAAACAGGUAACUUUAUUUCUGACUUAUCCUUUUAAUUUAUCUUGUCAUUUAUUCAGUUUAAUAUCUUUCAUUAAAGUACAUUGUAUAGUACUACUCUGAAGUUCUAAACUUGCUGGUUCCCUUUGUGAAUCUUCUAAGGUACGAAUGGUUCACCAAUCAGAUCAUGAUGUUAAUAACUUUAUCAUUAUUUAUCUGUCAUAGCAUAUACUUUCAGAUAUGAAAAUUUGUGAUAUAAAUGUGAUAAUGUCAAAGUAUGUGAUUUUAUAUGGAAUACAAUACAUGUAGUAACAUAACGAGUUUAUGAAUUUCUGAUUUUUGGCCCACAAUCAUCAGUUGAUGGGUUGGUCAAAUCGCCCUUCAUCAGUGGUCUGUCCAUCCUUCCUUAAUAGACAAUUUUUGUUAGCGCUAUUUCUCAGAAAGAACUAGAGGGAUCUUUUUACAAAUUUAACAUAAAGGUUCCCAUGGUCCCUAGUUAAUCAUAUCAUAUUUUGGGUUUGAUCGGAAAACUGAGUAGGCCGACAAAUGGAAGAAAGCACUGGAAUGAUCUGUCUAAAAUGUGAUUUGCAGGUUUCCUUUGGUCAACAGAUGUGAUUGUUUACUUUGGGACUGAUUAGAAAAACAAGAUGGCCAACAGAAGGCCAUCUUGGAUUUUGAGAUUUAAUAUUUAGUCUUCCAGGGAUCUUUCUCAAAUUUGAUAUGUAGGUUCCUCUUGGUUGCUUGUUGUUCAUAUUUACUUUUGAGACUGAUCAGAAGAACAAAAUGACAAACAGAAGGCAUUUUGCAUGUUGACAGUUAAGUAUUGAUAUCUGUAUUUUUCAGAAAGUACUUGAGGGAUCUUUCUCAAAUUUUAUAUGUAUUUUUCAUUGGCCCCUUGUUAAAAUACCCCUGUCCCUAAUGAUAAUUUAUCCCUCAUUGACAGCUCUUAUAAUUAUGUAAGAAGUACAAACUUUUAGCUUUUUGCAUAAAGUUAUGUAAUUCAAAUACACUAACAUUUGCCAUAGUGGCAAAUAACAUAUGGCAUUACAAUGUUUAAGUCGAUGUAAAAUCUUCGUGUUUAUGAUUUCCAACACAGGACUGGGUAAUAGUACCUGUAAGGAAAAUGAAAAGAAAAGAAGGUUUGAAAUAGUGCUCUAUUUAAGACGUCCGUUAUCAUCAAUGAUAGUAUACUGUUUAAGACAUUCGAGUAUCAUUAGUACUAGUACGGUCAUCAUGUGAUUUAGUACCGUUAUACUAUUAUAAACUGUUGUUUGUGAUGGUUGUUUUGACCAACAAAAGAGAGAACGAAACACACUUUUGAUUGUUUAUUUGAACAUAUAAUCAUAUGCACAUAAAUACAUGUAUAUAAAUCAGUCAAACGAAUUAUAAAAUUGUACUAUUGACUUUACUUUCUCGAAUGAGAAUCAUUACUGUUGUGUAGUAUGCCCAGUAGUAGUUAUAGACAUCAGAAUCACUACUGUUCUGUAGUAUGCCCAGUAGUAGUUAUAUACAUCAGAAUCAUUACUGUUCUUUAGUAUGCCCAGUAGUAGUUAUAGACAUCGGAAUCAUUACUG